This is a messenger RNA of Bacidia gigantensis, 1074 nucleotides long. RefSeq lists its product as uncharacterized. Bases 1 to 1074 code for a protein of 357 amino acids. Gene Ontology annotation, biological process: ubiquitin-dependent protein catabolic process; positive regulation of proteasomal ubiquitin-dependent protein catabolic process; protein polyubiquitination. Gene Ontology annotation, cellular component: ubiquitin ligase complex; cytoplasm. Gene Ontology annotation, molecular function: zinc ion binding; ubiquitin conjugating enzyme binding; ubiquitin protein ligase activity. The record is from RefSeq and is a predicted model, not a curated record. NCBI's taxonomy places the organism in Eukaryota, Fungi, Ascomycota, Lecanoromycetes, Lecanorales, Ramalinaceae. The transcript has 2 exons.
AUGGCAAGUAAACGGUCCCACUCAUACGAAGUCGAUGGCAUCGAUGAUGCCACAGCAGCUCUAGUCCUCCAAUUACAAGCCGAUGAUCUAGAGGAAGUACUCCGACUUGAAAAAGGCAAGUAUGUCGAUGGUCAGCUUCCAGACCACCAGCUAGCUCUGCAGACGUAUCAAGAGGAGUUGAAAGCCAGGUCGGUCGUUCAUACCGACCGAUGUAUGGCGCAAAGCCACACACAAGCGGUCAUGAGCGAUGCUGAAUUAAUAGGCGGAUUGGUCGAGGUGGAAAGGGUCAUAAUCUGUGAUCGAGCUCUGGCGCAGUCUAUUGAAGGGACAGCUGCGACUCUGGCUCCCCCAUAUCUCGCACCGACGGGAGUUGCGCUCAAUGAAGGUGCGCUGGAAAGGUUGGCACAUCUGUACGUGCCCCCCCAGAAAGAUGAAUCCACGUCGUCCAAUAGCUGCGAUGAAGAAGAGGCAGAGUCAUCAGUGGGGGCAGCUUUGAGGCCCCGCAAGAAACAUGCGAUACACCGUGAAUGUAUGGCGUGUGUCUCGGAGAAGCCUAUCUUCGAUAUCUAUCAAGCUCCCUGUGGCCAUUACUACUGCAAAAGUUGCUUGGCAAAACAUUUCGAAGUGUCGACAACUGAUGAAAGUCGUUUUCCUCCGCAUUGUUGCGGUCAGAGAAUACCAAUGGAGACUGCUCGGAUCUAUCUGGACUCAUCGCUUGUUCGAGAAUUUGAAUUGAAAAGCACCGAGUUCAAAACCUCUGGGAGGACGUACUGUUCUGAUCCCACUUGUCAGGCAUUCAUCAGGCCUGCGAGCAUUGUCAGCGAUAAAGCUGAGUGUACCACGUGUGGCACGCAGACUUGUACAAUCUGCAAAUCGCUCUCGCACAAUGGCGAUUGCCCACAAGACACGGCAACUCAACAAGUCCAAGCAUUGGCAGAGCAGCAGGGUUGGCGAAAAUGUUAUAAAAAUGUCAUCUUCGUGAGUGCUGACAAUAUUUCAGCUGCCGGUGUGGCGCGCAAUUUUGGUAUCUAUAAAUCCUACUUCCGUGUCCAAGAUUUGACUGAUGUGGUUUGA